AUGAUGCAACCGAUUGCCGAACAAUUUAUCAGCUUCUAUACCUAUACCCUCUACACGGGAGAGUUUUGUAAUACCGUAUUGACCAUCAAAGAAAUUAAUCGUUAUGAAAAUGGUAAAUUUCAAAAUACAUUUCUAUUUCCGGAUCAUAUGAGAAAUUUUCAUGGCUGUAAGCUGACAGUGUGUGGUCAUGUUGUUGAACCACUACUGCAGUUCAAUGGUGAUGUGAAUAAUCGGAAACAUUUGAAGGAUAUGAGUCGUCUAAGUGGUAUAGAGGGUGAAAUUUUGAAAUUGGUCGCCUCGACAAUGAAUAUGAAAUUGGAAUAUCGUUUUACAUCGAACGACUAUCGGGUGACAUCGAAUGAUUAUAGUGUGCGUUGGGAUAGUAAUUUUACGGGAUGCCUGGCGGAUUUACAUGAACGUCGCGCCGAUAUGGCCAUUGGCGGCCUGGGAGCCCUUAUGCCGAACAGUACCAAAUUCAGUAUAUCCUAUACUCAUCACACAUCACCAUAUGUAUUUGUGGUGCGCGGAGGACGUCCAUUUGGACCGAUAACACAAUUACUAAAUCCUUUGCAACACAAUGUUUGGCAGGCUAUCGUAGCACAACUGCUGAUACUUAUCGCCCUAAUCAAUUGGAUAGAAAGACGUGGCAAACGUACCGUUCGCAAUUUCAUAUUGGGAGCACAUAAUAAAUAUUCGAUACAUCAUUUAUUUGUAACACUACUGGGUAGUCCCCUGCCAAGUUAUGCAGUGCCGAGGAGGAACUUUGCACGUUUUUUAUUUAUUGCCUGGCUUCUAUGGACACUGGAACUGCGUAAUUUUUAUCAGGGUAAAAUGUUUGAUAGCCUGCGACUGGCAAAAUAUCAACCCACACCGAAAACCAUAAGGGAACUUAUUGAGAGGGACUACACCCUGCUAUCGCCACAUUAUGCUGAUUUUUAUCCACGUAACAAAACCGUAAUUAUAUCCCAAGAUGAGGAACGUUUAACAAAUUUGAAUAAUAUGGAGGAUAUGCCAUUCGCCACUCCGGCCAUAUUGGAUUUUAUGGCCUAUUAUAAUAUGAUUAAUUUCAAGUCAUCGACUCUGACCUAUGUCGAUGAGAUUAUCUAUUUAUUUCAUUCGGCUUUGUUCUUUCCCAAACAUUCGAUAUUAGUGCCGAGUUUUAAUCGAAGAUUUAAGUUACUCUCGGAUUCUGGUAUUACUUCGUAUGUGGCUCGCCAAUAUAUUCAUCCAUAUUUUCACAAUACCCAAGAUCAUAUCAAUACUGGAGAUGCCCAACAAAUAACAUAUAAAAAUUUAAUUGGCUUGAUUUAUAUCUAUAUUGCAAUGAAUGGAUUGUCGCUGUUGAUAUUUCUCAUGGAAUUGGGUACGAAGAGAUUUGCAGUAUUGAAACGUAUAAUAGAAGGAUUGAAUUGA
Musca vetustissima is the source of this 1413-nucleotide messenger RNA. RefSeq lists its product as uncharacterized. Bases 1 to 1413 code for a protein of 470 amino acids. The transcript is spliced from 2 exons. NCBI's taxonomy places the organism in Eukaryota, Metazoa, Arthropoda, Insecta, Diptera, Muscidae. The record is from RefSeq and is a predicted model, not a curated record.